GGUCCAAACAGUCUCUCUUAGUGAAGCAAGCGGUUCCAUUCGGUGACAUAAUAGUUAGUGCAUCCAUGUGAUUUUUUUUAUCACUGCCCUGGAAUAGAGAGCUCCGGGUGCUACUUUAUAUUUAUACUGUCAAUGGUGCUUCUUCCUCAACGAGCUCGGGUCUCACGGCGAGUAAAGACACCACUUGGCGCCUGCGUGUGUAGAGCACACCCUAAAUACGAAGAAAAGAUGAUCCGAGCGCCGUUUCCAGGAGGAUUGGGCAGCACGUUUUGUUCAGUUAUUUGUUUUGGCAAAUGCGCGGCGGGGAGACACACGAGCCUCUGCCAAGCAUACCAAAAUACAUUCACCCCAACGGAGAGAGUGAAGCAGAGAAUCCAGCACGGCUUUGAAAAAUUCAAGCAGGAGACUUUCUUGAGGCAACCAAAGCUGUUUCGCGAAGUAGCGGUGAAGCAGACUCCAAAGUUCAUGGUCAUUGCCUGCUCCGACUCGAGAGUAUGUCCCACGACAGUUCUUGGAUUCCGGCCAGGCGAAGCAUUUGUCGUCCGCAACAUUGCUAACAUGGUUCCUCCACCAGAGCAGGCUAUGAUCUAUCCCGGCACUAGUGCAGCUAUUGAAUACGCCGUCAUGGUUCUCAAGGUGGAGAGUAUAAUGGUGAUCGGGCACAGCAGGUGUGGUGGCAUCCUUGCUCUCAUGACUCAGAAGGAAAAUGUGAAACGGAGUGUUUUUGUUGAAGACUGGAUCCAGAUUGGGCUUGCGGCUCGUACCGCGGCUCUCAAGGCAGCAGCUGACAAGGACCUGGAACAGCAGUGCACAAUGUGCGAAAAGGAGUCUAUCAACUUAUCGCUGUCAAACCUCUUGGCUUUUCCCUUCGUGCACGACGCAGUCAUGAAUGGCAACCUCACGCUCCAUGGUGGCUACUACAACUUUGUGGAGGGCUCGUUCGAGUACUGGCUGUAUGGGGCGGAUGGGAAGACAGGUGCUCAUUCCCGAUUCUAAUCAGCAAGGCGGUCGAUCAAGCACUUGUAAGGGAGGAACGAGUUUACAGCACAAGGUUUUGUGAUCGCAUUGGCAAAUUCAUCUUAUCCUGCUCAAUAUAUUCUUUUUUAGCUCUUUUGGUAAAUAAAAGCAUACUUAAAGCUUGACUA
Messenger RNA from Selaginella moellendorffii, 1145 nucleotides. Its product is annotated as carbonic anhydrase 2. Bases 133 to 996 code for a protein of 287 amino acids. The record is from RefSeq and is a predicted model, not a curated record. Gene Ontology annotation, molecular function: zinc ion binding; carbonate dehydratase activity. The transcript is spliced from 11 exons. Lineage: Eukaryota; Viridiplantae; Streptophyta; Lycopodiopsida; Selaginellales; Selaginellaceae. Gene Ontology annotation, biological process: carbon utilization.